UCUGUUUUCUGACACUAUAUUUUUGCUUGUUUUUUACAAAGGUAGAUCACUGAACUCAGUCUCCACAUGUGUAGGUUAUGCCUGCCACAAGAGCAGCUUCUGUGUGACAUGCAUCACACACAGUGAACAAUUGUGCUUUAUAGGUUCAGUAAUGCCUGAGGAAGUGACUUAUGCUACUCUCAAAUUUCCAAAUCUUUCCAAGUCAAAGAUAUCCCAAGAGAGCUACAGUCUCAGGAGAGCAGAGAAUCGCGAAGUGCCUGAAAUGGAGAUAGAUGGUGAAGCUGAAAGUAGAGCAGAGGGAGUUGAGAGCACAGCUGAGCUGGCAGAGAGCAGAGCUGUGGCAGGACAUAGCACUCUGUCAAAAGUGUGGUGUGCUGUUUCUCUCAUUUCGCUGAUCUUGAACCUGGUGGUGCUGGCUGGCCUAGGGACCCUAGGCAUUAUAAAUUACUGGAAACUCAUCUUGGGCAACAGAACAGAGUAUGAUGUUCAACAAAGCAAUAUACAACAGUUGGAGGAAAAUCUAACAAUAUGGAUGAAUAUGUAUAAUAAUGUCUCAAAUGAGCAUAACAUUUUUAAAAACAUGACACAAAACACAAUAAAAGAGCUGAACAACUUUACCUCACAAUAUUGUGAAGACCUAAAGCAGAAAGAAAAUGAUGUUGGAUUUAGCUCAUGCCCGGAGUCAUGGAUGUGUAAUGGAAAUACAAACAAAUGUCAUGCCCAGAUGAAUAUGGACAAGAAUAUAAGUUACAACUCAACCCAGCUGUUCUUCAGAUGUCUUACAUCACCUAUCUCCUGGAUGAAUCUGAAUUGCACUCUCAAGAAGGCAAAUCAGGCAGCAGGAAGUGUUCUAAAACUUUGCAUUGUGACUUGUUUGACACCCUAAUAAAGAUUUCAAGUGUUGAAACCAGUGAAGCAUGCAACAUUCAAAGGAAAUGAAAUGAUUGGAAAAUCUAAUGACUCUAAUAGUUAUCAUAUUUAUAAAAAUAAACUAACUAUACCAAAUUUUCAA
This is a messenger RNA of Canis lupus familiaris (dog), 1012 nucleotides long. RefSeq lists its product as uncharacterized. Gene Ontology annotation, molecular function: protein phosphatase binding; signaling receptor regulator activity. NCBI's taxonomy places the organism in Eukaryota, Metazoa, Chordata, Mammalia, Carnivora, Canidae. Gene Ontology annotation, cellular component: external side of plasma membrane. The record is from RefSeq and is a predicted model, not a curated record. The coding region runs from base 152 to 886 and encodes 244 amino acids. The transcript is spliced from 7 exons. Gene Ontology annotation, biological process: negative regulation of signaling receptor activity; natural killer cell inhibitory signaling pathway.